Heterobasidion irregulare TC 32-1 is the source of this 189-nucleotide messenger RNA. RefSeq lists its product as uncharacterized. The record is from RefSeq and is a predicted model, not a curated record. The coding region runs from base 1 to 189 and encodes 62 amino acids. NCBI's taxonomy places the organism in Eukaryota, Fungi, Basidiomycota, Agaricomycetes, Russulales, Bondarzewiaceae. The transcript has a single exon.
AUGAUGCUGGUCGUAUUGUGCUUGACGGUGUCGGUUUUACUCUACAUACGUGGACGAUGGGUGGAGCGUCUGAGAAGAGAGGAGCGUCAGCAGCAAAAUGAAGGUCAGGUGCAACAGCAGGAGGAUAGAGGAUUGCCGGUCCCGCUACGUGGAGAUCCUGCGAGGGAUGAUUGGGCUGUCUUGCGGUGA